Molecule: messenger RNA, 342 nt
Organism: Helianthus annuus (common sunflower)
Lineage: Eukaryota; Viridiplantae; Streptophyta; Magnoliopsida; Asterales; Asteraceae
Product: aspartate and glycine-rich protein-like
Exons: 2
Coding region: 1-342 (113 amino acids)
Source: RefSeq, a predicted model, not a curated record
AUGAUAGGGGGCGUAGUCCAUAGGAAUGGCUCGCUAGAUGGAGUGAAGAAUGGUGCAAUAGAUGGUGCAACAGUGGGAAACGGUGGUACAAAUGGAAAAGGUGAUGGUAACGUGGGUGGUACAGAAAUAGGCGGCUGCCUAGAUGACCCCUCUCCAGGACACGGUGGCGGGGGCGUAGUCCAUAGGAAUGGCUCGCUAGAUGGAGUGAAGAAUGGUGCAGUAGAUGGUGCAAUAGUGGGAAAUGGUGGUACAAAUGGAAAAGGUGAUGGUAACGUGGGUGGUACAGAAAUAGGCGGCUGGCUAGAUGACCCCUCUCCUGGACGCGGUGGCGGUAUGUCCUGA